UCCUUAUAAUAAUAUCCAUCCUUUCUCAAACCUCUGCUUCACCCUCCUGUCUUCCCUCCCUGUGUCUGUCUCAACCCUCGUUUUGCUUACACAUUUACACCAUUUUCAAGGGAAGGCUUCACUCAUCUUCUUCCAUUGAAGAUUCAACUUCUUAUCUCUCUUACCCACCUCCAUUCAAGCUUCAAAAUACUUAAAAAUGGCAGCUUUUACUGCUCUAUCUAUCUGUCCUUGCAUUCGUCCUAGUCUUGUCAAACACUACAUUUCCUGCUCUGUUGCUCCUGUUUGUUCCUUAGGUACUAAUGCAACAAAAGUACCACGCAAAAGAUAUGGAAGACUUGAAGGUGCUAGCAAAAGUAUGGAAGAUUCUGUAAAGCGAAAAAUGGAGCAGUUCUAUGAAGGUUCCACUGGUCCGCCUCUACGUGUUCUACCAAUUGGUGGCUUGGGUGAAAUUGGGAUGAACUGCAUGCUUGUCGGUAAUUAUGAUCGAUAUAUUCUGAUAGAUGCUGGUAUUAUGUUUCCAGACUUUGAUGAAUUUGGUGUUCAAAAGAUUGUACCUGAUACCACUUUCAUUAAACGAUGGAGUCACAAAAUAGAAGCAGUCAUUAUCACACAUGGACACGAAGAUCACAUUGGUGCGUUGCCUUGGGUUAUUCCUGCCUUGGAUCCAAGCACACCAAUAUUUGCAUCCUCUUUCACCAUGGAGCUCAUAAAAAAGCGUUUGAAAGAAUUUGGAAUCUUUGUCCCAUCUAGACUAAAGAUGUUUAAAACGAGAAGGAAAUUCAAGGCAGGGCCAUUUGAAAUAGAACCCAUCAGGGUUACCCACUCAAUACCUGAUUGCUGUGGGCUAGUUAUGCGCUGUAGUGAUGGUACAAUUUUCCACACUGGUGAUUGGAAGAUUGAUGAGACUCCAGUGGAUGGGAAAGUUUUUGAUCGUGUUGCAUUGGAGGAACUCGCAAAGGAAGGAGUUACAUUAAUGAUGAGUGAUUCAACAAACAUUAUGUCUCCUGGGAGGACUAUUAGUGAAAGUGUGGUGGCAGAUUCACUGCUGAGGCAUAUUUCAGAAGCCAAAGGAAGAGUGAUUACUACCCAGUUUGCAUCAAAUAUACACCGCCUUGGAAGUGUCAAAGCAGCCGCAGACGCCACUGGUCGUAAGUUGGUUUUUGUUGGAAUGUCCUUAAGAACGUAUUUGGAUGCUGCUUGGAAGGACGGGACGGCACCUAUUGAUCCAUCUACUUUGGUUAAGGUGGAAGAUAUUGAUGCCUAUGCUCCGAAAGAUUUGCUGAUUGUAACUACAGGCUCUCAAGUAAGUAAUAAGAUGAUCGACAGAUUCUACUGGCACUACUAUUGUAUUUCAUUAUUCAAUUCUCUGACUUGUUUCUGGCAUAUAACUAUACGGUUGUGUCAGGCAGAACCACGUGCUGCUCUUAACCUUGCUUCUUAUGGGAGCAGUCAUUCCCUCAAAUUGAGCAAAGAUGACGUUAUAUUAUAUUCCGCAAAGGUCAUACCUGGAAAUGAAACUCGGUGUAUGAAAAUGUUCAAUCGCAUAGCUGAACUUGGAUCGUCCUUAGUUAUGGGAAGAAAUGAGUUGUUGCACACUUCUGGUCAUGGGCAUCGCGAGGAAUUGGCGGAAGCACUGAAGAUUGUCAAGCCACAACAUUUUCUCCCGAUUCAUGGUGAGCUGUUAUUCCUGAAAGAACACGAACUCCUCGGAAAAUCAACCGGUGUUCGGCAUACUACUGUGAUAAAGAACGGAGAAAUGCUUGGAGUGUCUCAUUUGAGGAAUAGAAGGGUCUUAUCAAAUGGGUUCAUUUCUCUGGGCAAAGAAAAUUUACAGUUAAUGUAUAACGAUGGUGAUAAAGCGUUUGGCACAUCUGCGGAACUUUGUAUUGAUGAACGGAUGAAAAUUGCUACAGAUGGAAUAAUAGUGAUCAGCAUGGAAAUUUUACGGCCCCACGAGGUUGAGGGUUCCACCGAGAAUUUCUUGAAAGGGAAGAUAAGAAUAACUACACGGUGUUUAUGGCUUGAUCAAGGAAAGUUGUUAGAUGCACUGUACAAAGCUGCAUGUGCGGCAUUGUCAAGCUGCCCUGUAAACAGUCCUCUUUCGCAUAUGGAGAGGACAGUUUCUGAGGUAUUAAGAAAAGUAGUGAGGAAGUACAGUGGAAAAAGACCUGAAGUAAUUGCUAUUGCUACGGAAAAUCCUGCAGCAGUUCUUUCUGAAGAAGUCAACGGAAGGCUAUCUGGAAAAUCAAAUAUUGGCUUUGGUAUAUCAGGAUUGCGAAAGGGAUUUGAUGGGCAUCUUCAGAGGAAAAAGGCUAGAAAAGUACAAGAUGAGGAAGACGAUGCUCAACUGUCUAUAAAUGGCACCCCAGAGCCCCUGUCAGAAGACGGUACUGAAAUUGAUCGGCUACUUGUAGCGAAUGAUGUGUCUGCUUCAGCUUCAGCGUCAGCUUCAGACAUUGAAGCAAGCUCUGAUUCAGAAUCUGGGGAUUCAGAGGAUCUUUUGAAACUGUUUGCAGAUUUUUCAACCCUGCCAACGGGUAAGCUAGACAAAGCUGGAAUGGGUGAAGAAAUUAGUCAAGAGGAAUUUGAUAACACGACAAAUCAUUCCUCUACACCUUCAAAGUCAACCAAACGGAAUAAAUGGAAGCCUGAAGAGGUUAAAAAGUUGAUAAUGUUGCGUGGAGAGUUGCAUGAAAGAUUCCAAGUCGCAAGAGGACGUAUGGCACUAUGGGAAGAGAUAUCAUCGAGUCUUUUGGCUGAUGGCUACACUCGAACACCUGGACAAUGCAAAUCUUUGUGGGCUUCUCUAGUCCAAAAGUACGAGGAAAGCAAGAGUGACGAGAAGAACAAGAAAAGCUGGCCUUAUUUUCAAGAGAUGAACGCAAUACUAUCUAGUUUGGGGGAGAUCGUUAACUCGUGAAUUCACAAUUCUACCAUUUCUCAUACACAAGAUUGAUUUCCGAUUGUUCUCCGAAUUUCGGCUUUGAAGAUUGACCCUUUAAAAGGAAUAGUUUUUGAUGACAAAUGUGCUGCAAAACAUGAUGGCUGGUGUUGACAGACGGAGCAGCUGGCUGCUGGGUAUCUUAGAUAUGUUAUGAAUGGCUCAAAUUUGUACAGAAAAUAGGAACGAUAUAGAUAUUGUUCAAUUUUGACAGUGUAUUAGCAUCUUUCAAUGGGUUACUUCCCCAAUUUCUACUCUUAAUUUUCUCCAACCAAAAAAAAAUGAAGUCAUGCAUUGUUCUAAAA
Molecule: messenger RNA, 3246 nt
Organism: Amaranthus tricolor (Joseph's coat)
Lineage: Eukaryota; Viridiplantae; Streptophyta; Magnoliopsida; Caryophyllales; Amaranthaceae
Product: ribonuclease J
Exons: 16
Coding region: 197-2920 (907 amino acids)
Source: RefSeq, a predicted model, not a curated record